Messenger RNA from Penicillium canariense, 3264 nucleotides. Its product is annotated as putative ubiquitin C-terminal hydrolase. Gene Ontology annotation, biological process: protein deubiquitination. Gene Ontology annotation, cellular component: cytoplasm. Lineage: Eukaryota; Fungi; Ascomycota; Eurotiomycetes; Eurotiales; Aspergillaceae. The record is from RefSeq and is a predicted model, not a curated record. The transcript has 3 exons. Gene Ontology annotation, molecular function: cysteine-type deubiquitinase activity. Bases 1 to 3264 code for a protein of 1087 amino acids.
AUGCCCCCUGAUGCGGCGGCUUUACCAUCUCCACCAGACAUACCACCGUGGAAGGACGGCCUGCGUCCUUACUCGGUGGGGGCAAACAUGCAUUCCAACGGCCAGGUCAGCAGAUCAGGCUCAGAACAGAAUGGCACCCUGCCAGUAUCACCACCCAGAUUCCCCAAUAUCAAGGAUCUGCAGGAUCAGGCCGCUUUGUUGAAGGUGGAUGAGAGCACGCCGAUCGACGUCCUACUACGAGCCGCUGCCGAGGCUUUCGAACAAGCAAAGAUCCUUGCGGACGGUGACGAUUCUGAUAAGGCCUAUGUACAGUACUUGCGCGCCUCGGAGAUCACCGUCAACCUCAUCCCUCAUCACGCUGAUUAUCGGAAUAUCCAAACCCAAAGCCCUGAAUUGUACAAGGAGUUUGCGGCUCUGAUGAUGGCGGUACGAACCAAGCAAGCAACGAUGGAUGCGAUCAAGAGGGAAAUCAUUGAAGACAACUUGAACAGCAAUGCACAGCCGACGGGGUUCCUCGCCUCUACCUCUCUGUCAGCCUCGAGCCCUCAGAGGGGCCGUGAGUAUAGCGCGCCCCCGAGCAACUCCCUGAGAAUGCCGAGUCCAACUCAGUUCCAGCGGAUACCUGACCCUCAGGCACAGCCAAAGCGGUUCUCGAAUCCUGCAGAGGACAUGCUCGCACAGCGUUUUGCGCGACUAAAAUCCUCGCAGGCUCGUGAUGAGUCCAUAUCGAGCGCGGCAACAUCCACCGGACAAUCCAUUCCGGGAUCUGCUGGCCAGUUCUCUGCCUACACUGAUGAUACCCCAGCGACAAGCUAUGGUACCCCUUAUGGAUCGCCGUCAAAGCGCCCUCUGGGGCCUCGCAGUAUGGGAGCCUCUAGCCAUGUCCCUUCUGUUCCCCCGAAGCUCCCGCUUAAAACUUUUAUGCCUCGUGCCCCCGACCCGGCCUAUAGUCCGAUCUACACAGUACCCUCGCAACUGCCGCCCAAUCCUCCACGAACCUCGACCGAGAGUACACGAUCGUUUAACCAGCGAUAUUCACAAUUCACCGACUCCCCUCGUGGCAGUCCUAGUCGCGGCGUCGAGGAUAAUCCAUACAGAUCGCGAACCCCGAAUGGAGUCAAUUCUGCCGGCGAAACACGGAGCAACUCUCCCGAAUUGCCCUACAGCACUUACAUUACAGUUCAGAGUUUGAUGGAUUUCUUGCGAAAGUUCAAUGUCUUAUUGAUAGACGUUCGGGCCCGGAGUCAGUAUGACGAUGGUCAUAUCUACGCCAAGUCGAUCAUUUGCAUUGAACCGGUUAUCCUGAAGGAGAAUAUGUCUGCCGAGGAGCUCGAGGAACGUCUCGUGGUGUCUCCUGAGCAUGAGCAGACUUUGUUCGAGCGGCGCAACGAAUUCGAUGUUGUGGUCUAUUAUGAUCAACAAACGGCCUCGGUGAGCUAUCUCGCGGGUUCUCCUGUGGGAACAUCGGCACCGCACUUGCGCGCUCUUCACGAUACCCUAUAUGAAUUCAACGAGUAUAAGCCAUUGAAAGCUGGACGGCCGCCAGCUCUGCUCAUUGGUGGAUUGGAUGCAUGGAUCGAUCUUCUUGGGCAGCAAUCACUUGCUACCUCUUCGACUGCAGCAAUCAUGGGAUCACUGCAGACUAAGAGGCCUGCUCCUAGGCCUGGUCGGCCGCUUGGCCGGGUUCCCACCAUGGCGAGUGCCAAUUCCAGCCUGGAAGUCCGCAAGAGGAGAUUGCGCGAGUUCACGCCGCUGAAUUCGGAGGAGCUCUCUGCGUGGUUGGAGAGGUCAAAGAAUGAAGAAAUUGACACGAGCCACUAUCUCGAAGAGGAAUCUUUGACGGAAGAGCCACAGGAGGAGGACCAACCGGAGCCUCCGACUCCAUUUGUGCAUUCUUACGAAGCCUUUUUGCGCCGCUUCCCGGAGCCGCAUCACGUCCAACAGUCUAUGAUGCAUGCGGAGGCUCGGCCACCUCCUGCCCCCAACUACGCUGCUUCUACCCCCGUGGCUCCCUCACGACCACCUCCUGCAGUUCCUCGCCCCAGCUAUAGCGGUGUUUCCGAUGGUCGACAUACCCAGCCCCACCUAGAGCGACAGAACUCAGCGAAUCGUGCUGCCUUGUACACCUCGAACUCGUACCUUAACCGCCUUAAGCUUCCUCGAACGGGACUGCAUAAUUUCGGAGUGACAUGUUACAUGAAUUCGACUAUCCAAUGUCUCAGUGCGACUGUCAUGAUGAGCAAGUUCUUCAUCGACGAUCGGUUCCGAUACUGGGUACAAAAGAAUUGGAAGGGCUCACAAGGCGUGAUGCCUGGGCUAUUUGCUAAUCUGAUUCGCUCCCUUUGGAAGGGCGACGUGGAAGUUAUCAUGCCGACCUCGUUCCGCAACUUCUGCGGUCGCUUGAAUCGGGAAUGGGCUAUCGAUCGACAACAGGAUGCGAAGGAAUUUUUCGAUUUUGUUGUGGACUGUCUACACGAAGAUCUUAACAUCAACUGGCAGCGCAAUCCCCUGCGGCCCUUGACUUUCUCCCAGGAAAUGCAGCGCGAGCGGAUGCCUGUCCAGAAGGUGUCCGAAAUCGAAUGGAACCGCUACUGCCACCGGGAAGAGUCUUUCAUCUCAUCGCUGUUUGCUGGACAGCACGCCAGCCGGCUGAAAUGCACCACAUGCCGCCAGACCUCCACCACCUACGAAGCGUUCUACAGCAUCAGUGUCGAGAUCCCACCCACGGGUACUGGCGACAUCUACCAAUGUCUCCAGAGCUACUGCCACGAGGAGAUGCUGAGCGGCGAGGAAGUCUGGAAAUGCCCGUACUGCAAGUGCAACCGCAUUGCCACGAAGCAGAUUAUCAUCACGCGGGCCCCGCAGAUCCUCGUCGUCCACUUCAAGCGCUUCUCCGCGUCCAAGACGCAAAGCGCGCGCAAGAUCCACACCCCGAUUGAAUUCCCGCUCCACGGGCUCCGCAUGGAUGACUUCGUCGUUCCCUACCCGACCUCCGGCCCGCCGCCCGAGUCCAGCGCCCCCACCAUCAUGGGUGCCACCACGCCCCCGUUCACGUACGAUGCCUUCGGCGUGCUGCGGCACAUCGGAUCUUCCAUGAGCAGCGGGCAUUAUAUCUCGCUGGUGCGCGACGCGGAGCGGCAGUGCUGGCGCAAGUUUGAUGACGAGCGAACGACGGAUUUCAACCCGCGGGACCUCCGGGGGCGCGAGCGGUUGCAGAAUGAGCAAGCGUACAUUGUUUUUUAUGAGCGAGUUCCAGCGAAAUGA